Messenger RNA from Cornus florida, 2192 nucleotides. Its product is annotated as CLP protease regulatory subunit CLPX1, mitochondrial. The transcript is spliced from 15 exons. Gene Ontology annotation, cellular component: mitochondrial matrix. Bases 219 to 1985 code for a protein of 588 amino acids. Gene Ontology annotation, molecular function: ATP binding; ATP-dependent protein folding chaperone; ATP hydrolysis activity. Gene Ontology annotation, biological process: proteolysis; protein folding; protein catabolic process. Lineage: Eukaryota; Viridiplantae; Streptophyta; Magnoliopsida; Cornales; Cornaceae. The record is from RefSeq and is a predicted model, not a curated record.
GUCAGAAUUUCUGUCUUCUAGCUUCUUUCGUCUAGAAAUUCUCCAAUCAAACCAGAUAAUCUGUGAAUCUAGCAAAGACCCACUUACAUUUCCUUCGAACUAUAGCAAACCCAUGUCUCAAUUUUCCCUCUUAUCACCUUUAUGAACACCGAAGCCCUCUCUUUAUAGGCCUAUUUUCCCUCUACUUCUGUCGGCCUUUCCAGGAAAAUCAAAUAUCCAUGGCUGCUGCUUUGAGAACAAAAUCAUCCAAAGAUGCAGCUUCUUUCACAGUCUCUCAGUUCAGAUACUUUAUAUUCAACCACAUGCACGCUGGUCGUAUGGUGACUGUUCAUUCCAAUUACAUACCCAAAUGGGACAACUUCUUUACUAACACCCCCCACCAUUUCACCUCAUUCAAGCCCGUCUCACUUCGCGGUGAAUUCGUCGAUAAGGGUGCCAGGUUAUUAGAUUGUCAAAAUUCUUCGCCUAGUUUGGGCAAGAAUCGGAAGGAAUCGAGAUAUGUUUACAAUAUUUUGAGUUCCUAUGGGGAUCCCCCUGAGGUUUGGCAGCCUCCUGGGGUUGGUGUUGCUGUCCGGCCAGGGAGUUCUGAUGUGAAAUUGAAUCGGGUGAACGAAGGAGGCGGUGGAGGCACUGGUUCGGGAGGCGGGUUCGGCUCGAAUUCGAAAGAAGGGUGUUGGGGAGGAUCCAAUUUGGGUGAUAAUUUUCCCACACCCAAAGAGAUCUGUAAAGGGCUUGACAAGUUUGUAGUUGGACAGGACAGGGCAAAGAAGGUGCUCUCUGUGGCCGUAUAUAAUCACUACAAGAGGAUCUCUAACGACUCUUCACAGAAGUGGUCUGCAGGAGAUUCAGUCAACAGCAACAUGGAUUCCAUGGAUAAUGAUUUCGUGGAACUAGAGAAAAGUAACGUUCUUCUAAUGGGGCCAACGGGUUCAGGGAAAACAUUACUUGCCAAAACCUUGGCACGAUUGGUGAAUGUCCCCUUUGUUAUUGCAGAUGCCACUACACUUACUCAGGCAAGAUAUGUUGGGGAAGAUGUGGAGUCCAUAUUGUACAAGCUCCUCACGGUAGCUGAUUAUAACGUGGCAGCUGCCCAGCAAGGCAUUGUAUACAUUGAUGAAGUCGACAAAAUUACAAAGAAGGCUGAGAGCCUCAAUAUUAGCAGAGAUGUAUCUGGGGAGGGUGUCCAGCAGGCAUUACUAAAAAUGCUGGAAGGAACGCUAGUCAAUGUCCCAGAGAAGGGAGCUAGAAAGCACCCUAGAGGUGACAAUAUUCAGAUCGACACAAAGGAUAUUCUUUUUAUAUGUGGGGGUGCCUUUAUUGACUUGGAGAAAACGAUUUCAGAGAGGCGCCAAGAUUCUUCUAUUGGGUUUGGUGCACCAGUACGUGCAAAAAUGAGGACUGGAGGUGUUACAAGUGCUGCUGUAGCAUCAUCAUUAUUGGAAACUGUUGAGAGUAGUGAUCUUAUUGCAUAUGGUUUGAUACCUGAAUUUGUUGGAAGAUUUCCCAUCCUUGUUAGUUUGUCGGCUCUCACUGAGAAUCAACUCGUGCAGGUACUAACAGAGCCAAAAAAUGCCCUAGGGAAGCAGUACAAAAAGAUGUUUCAAAUGAAUGGGGUAAAGCUGCAUUUCACAGAAAAUGCUUUGGGAUCAAUUGCUAAGAAAGCAAUAUCAAAGAAUACCGGGGCCCGGGGCUUAAGAUCCCUUUUAGAGAAUAUUUUGAUGGAUGCUAUGUAUGAGAUUCCGGAUGAGAGAACAGGCGAUGAUAUAAUAGAUGGUGUAGUAGUUGAUGUGGAGGCUGUUGAAUCCGAGGGACGUGGGUCUGGAGCUAAAAUCCUUUAUGGCAAGGAUGCAUUGGACCGCCAUCUUUCACAACAUAAGCAGAAAGAUUUAGAGGUGCAUAUGACUAAUAAGCCAAAUACAACUGUGGAGACGUCUGAUGGAGAUUCUGAGGUGGAACCGGAGCUUCCCUCCAUAGUCGCAUUGUAACUUAUUCAUGAGGUUUAUUUCUGGUCUGACCCAUGUACAGUAGAUAAAUUAAAAUGGAAACAUUAAUUGAAUAAAUUAAAUAUGCAAUCAUUCUAUAAUUGUUGUACUUUCAGCUUUCUGAUUAAAUUGUGCAGUGACCGUCUUGUCCGAAAAAAUGUAAACUUCAGACGUCGAUUCUGAAUCUUUAAUGACACCUUUCUCACGUCC